This is a messenger RNA of Hydatigera taeniaeformis, 564 nucleotides long. The record is from the annotation of a GenBank genome assembly. NCBI's taxonomy places the organism in Eukaryota, Metazoa, Platyhelminthes, Cestoda, Cyclophyllidea, Taeniidae.
GUGGCAGCGGCUCAGCGGGCAGGUCUUCGGGGGAAACCUUCGAGUGGUCCAGUGCCUCUCUCCGAAUUCAUGGACCAACCACUGCCCCAACGACCUGGUCCUUCGAAGCCCUCAAUGAUGGCAUCCUCAUCAUCGGUUUCUGCGUCGACAAGACUACGUCUCGCCCCGGACACAGUCUUGCAAGCGCGAGUUAUGUCGGGCGACUAUGAGGCGGCUCGCCUCGUUGGUCUUCUUCCCACUAAAGUGGCUGGUGAGCACGUGGCUCUAGUGACCUACCUCGAAAGUGAAGAACAGGAGGAGGUCCCCAUUAGCAUGCUUCGCACUAUGGACAAUGCUGAGGUGACGGCAGACAUGCUUCCCGUUGUUUACACUUCCACUCCCAGCCGCGCAGAGGCACUCAGUAGCGGUGGCGGUGGCGGUGGCGGUGGCGGUGGCGGUGGCGUUAUCAGAGGCGGAAGGGGAGGAAGAAGAGGAGCUCCUCCAACUCGUUUUCGAGGUGGUGGACGUGGUCGUGGCAGUAUCACGCAUCGCAACCCUCGUGGUCGUGGAUUUUAUCGACGAUAG